UCAAAUACCAAAAAGACAGAACUCUCAUUAUAAAUAACUUGCCUCUUUGCCUCCACAAAGAAACGCUCACACACUCCUAAACCCCUCUCAACUUUUCAAACCAAACCUCUCUUUAGUCUCUACAAAUGGCGCGUCUUCUCUUCCGUCUUCUCCAAGAAACCAACUCUCCUUCACCGGCAACACCACCUCCGGCCUUAUAUUCCGAUCUCGUAGUCGUCAUAGCAGCUCUCCUCUGUGCACUGAUCUGCGUCCUCGGCUUACUCUCCAUCUCUCGUUGCCUCUGGCUCCGUCGUAUCGCCAGCAGAUCCGCCGCUAACUCCGAUCAACCUCCGGCUAACAAAGGGUUGAAAAAGAAAGUCCUAAAGUCUCUACCGAAGCUCACCUACUCGCCGGACUCUCCACCGGCUGAGAAACUCGCCGAGUGCGCCAUCUGUCUCACGGAGUUCGCUGCCGGCGAUGAGCUUAGGGUGUUGCCACAGUGCGGUCACGGCUUCCACGUGUCGUGUAUCGACACGUGGCUCGGGUCUCACUCUUCUUGUCCUUCCUGUCGUCAAAUCUUGGUGGUUGCUAGAUGUAAAACAUGCGGCGGGUUACCCGGUAGCUCAAGUUCAGGAUCCGAUACCAGAAUCAAGCAAGAUAAUCCUAAUAGUAGUAGUAAUGAUAAUUCAUUACCUUAAUUAUUUUUUAGACAUUUUCAUUUAGAAGUGUUCUUUCUUUUUCAUUUUAAAGGAUAAUGUUAAUCUGUCACAUGUAUAUAUUUUACUUAUUGUAAAUGGAUUUAUGUAAUGGAAAGUUAAUGUCAUUCAACACUUUAUUUCUUUUUAUACUGCAAUUUGCAA
Messenger RNA from Eruca vesicaria subsp. sativa (arugula), 839 nucleotides. NCBI's taxonomy places the organism in Eukaryota, Viridiplantae, Streptophyta, Magnoliopsida, Brassicales, Brassicaceae. The record is from the annotation of a GenBank genome assembly.